AUAUCCUCUCUUUCUCUCUUCAUAAACACACCCCUCUCUCUCCCAAUCUCUCUACCAAUCUCUCUCCCAAACUCUCUCCCAAACUCUCUCAACCUCCUUAAUUUCAACUCCCUUUCCUCCUCCGUUCAAACUUUCAACAUUUGACUUUCAAACUCUCUGCAAAUAUCUCCGUAUCCGAUUCGAUUCAAACCGAAAUUUACACCGUUCAAUUAACGUAACCCAAACCAAACCAAACAUAUCUGAUAUAUCGUGUUUUCGUAAAAUGUUAGAGUAUCGCCGCGAAUACUCAGACGGCGAAGAAACAAACUCAAACACCACAAACAAAAACUCAACAAGCUCCAUGAGCAGCUCCGAGAGUUGCCCUAGCUUCAGCCGCUUAUCAUUCGACGCGCUCGAAAACACAUCGCUUUCUCACUCACCUGAUCUCCUCACGCUCAAGCCGCACCGCUCCUCCGACUCCUCCGUUCAGGCCAUCCGCUCCGCCACUUUCCGGCGAAAAAACUCCGGCGGCGGCCUCGGUUUCCGUGACUUCAGCCUCAUUCGCCCCAUCGGAAGCGGCGACAUCGGAAAAGUGUAUCUCUGCCGUCUCAAGAGCGAUGAGAGCUGCUAUUACGCUAUGAAAGUGGUGAAUAAAGAUAUUCUGGCGAUGAAGAAGAAGCUUCAACGAGCCGAAACGGAGCGAAAAAUACUCAAAAUGCUCGAUCAUCCUUUUUUACCGACGCUUCACGCCGAGUUCGAGGCCUCGCAUUUCUCUUGUGUUGUCAUGGAGUAUUGUCCUGGUGGCGAUUUGCAUUCUCUCCGCCAUAAACAACCUCACCAGCGAUUCUCAAUCAACUCCGCUAGGUUUUAUGCUGCUGAAGUUUUGGUAGCACUGGAGUAUUUACACAUGUUAGGAAUAAUAUACAGAGACUUAAAGCCUGAGAACGUAUUAGUCAGAUCUGACGGUCACAUCAUGCUCACUGAUUUUGAUCUCUCAUUAUGCUCUGAUCCCAUCGUGGCCGUUGAAUCACCCGAUAUCUCUCCUGUCUCGUCAUCCUCACCGUCGGUUUCAGCGCGAUCCAAAUCAUCUCCCAUGCCAUUCUCGUGUUUCUCAACCCGGUUCUUCCGGUCCAGGAAAAUCCAGUCGGAAAACCGGUUAUUUGUAGCCGAACCGGUGACGGCCCGGUCUUGUUCGUUCGUCGGGACUCAUGAGUACGUGGCACCUGAGGUGGCGUCAGGUGGGGGCCACGGGAGUGCGGUGGACUGGUGGGCCCUGGGGAUUUUUAUCUACGAGAUGAUAUAUGGACGGACCCCGUUUGCUGGUGGGACCAAUGCGGACACAUUACGCGGCAUAGUCAAAACGCCGCUAACUUUUCCAACGGAGUUUGCGUUGAGCGGGAGUGAAAUGCACGCGCGUGAUUUGAUUUCGGGUCUAUUGCAUAAGGAUCCGAGUAAGCGAAUCGGGUCGAAACGUGGAGCGGGUGAGGUGAAGAGCCACCCGUUUUUCAAGAAUAUGAAUUUUGCAUUGAUCAGGACCGUGACGCCACCGGAAGUCCCGGGAUUACAAAGAAGAAAUGGGAUGGUUUGCAAGGACAAGAAUGUGAGGAAAUCGGCGCCGUUCGAGUUGUUUUAAUAUAAGUGAUUCGAGGAAGUAGGGAUUUUGUCAUAGAAGAAUGGUCUAAUCUAACACAUUUAUAAUAUAACGAUGAUGUAUAUAAUUAUGUUACUCCUAUAAUUUAUAUCCGGUGCUAUUACUGAUGAUAAUAUACAAAAUUUAUGAAUUA
This is a messenger RNA of Daucus carota subsp. sativus, 1763 nucleotides long. Its product is annotated as protein kinase PINOID. The record is from RefSeq and is a predicted model, not a curated record. Gene Ontology annotation, cellular component: cytoplasm; plasma membrane; nucleus. Gene Ontology annotation, molecular function: ATP binding; protein serine/threonine kinase activity. Gene Ontology annotation, biological process: protein phosphorylation. Lineage: Eukaryota; Viridiplantae; Streptophyta; Magnoliopsida; Apiales; Apiaceae. The coding region runs from base 263 to 1612 and encodes 449 amino acids. The transcript is spliced from 2 exons.